Messenger RNA from Aspergillus alliaceus, 1890 nucleotides. RefSeq names its product Arabinosidase A. Gene Ontology annotation, molecular function: alpha-L-arabinofuranosidase activity. NCBI's taxonomy places the organism in Eukaryota, Fungi, Ascomycota, Eurotiomycetes, Eurotiales, Aspergillaceae. The transcript has 7 exons. Gene Ontology annotation, biological process: L-arabinose metabolic process. The coding region runs from base 1 to 1890 and encodes 629 amino acids. The record is from RefSeq and is a predicted model, not a curated record.
AUGGUGGUCUUUUCGACUCUCUCGGGCCUCAGUGCCCUUCCGGUUUUGUUUUUCCUAGUUCAAUAUGCGCAUGGUGUAUCUCUGGAAAUCUCCACAGAGGGAGGAAACUCAUCUAGCCCUCUUCUGUAUGGCUUCAUGUUCGAAGAUAUCAACCACUCCGGCGACGGAGGUGUUCAUGGACAAUUGCUGCAGAACAAUGGUCUCCAGGGAAGCAACCCUGAUCUGACUGCGUGGACUGCCGUCGGCGACGCCACCAUUGCUGUUGACGCGCUGAAUCCCCUGACAGAGGCGAUCCCGCACAGUUUGAAGCUUGACGUGAAAGAAGGUGCCUCUGGUGCAGUCGGAUUAAUCAACGAAGGAUACUGGGGUGUCCCGGUGGAUGGAAGCGAAUACUUGAACACUUUCUGGGUCAAGGGUGACUUCUCCGGUGAUAUCACGGUUCGGCUUGUGGGUAAAAACACCGGGGCUGAGUAUGGCUCGACGAAAUUCUCGCAAUCUUCCAAUUCGGGUAAUUUUACCAAGGUAUCGGCCAAGAUUCCGACCAAAAAGGCUCCUGAUGGCGCUGUUGUCUAUGAGCUCACGGUUGACGGAGCAGCGGUCGGUGGCUCCUCGUUGAACUUCGGACUUUUUGAGCUUUUCCCUCAGACCUAUAAGUCAAGGUCUAAUGGUCUUAAGCCACAAGUGGCUCAGCCCUUGGAAGACAUGAAGGGAUCUUUCCUGCGAUUCCCUGGAGGUAACAAUCUUGAGGGUGCAAGUGAGUCCCGAAGGUGGAAGUGGAAUGAAACUAUCGGCCCCUUGGAAGACCGUCCUGGACGCCAAGGGGACUGGAGUUAUUAUAACACCAACGGUUUGGGCCUUGAUGAGUAUUUCUACUGGUGCGAGGAUAUGGGACUGGCCCCUGUCCUUGGUGUCUGGGCAGGCUUUGCUCUUGACUCCGGCGGCAACACACCCAUUAUAGGUGAUUCCCUGAAGCCUUACAUUGAUGAUAUCUUGAAUGAGCUUGAAUAUAUCCUCGGUGAUUCGAGCACAAGAUAUGGCUCGCUGCGUGCCUCACACGGGCGCAAGGAACCUUGGAAGCUUACUAUGGUCGAGAUUGGCAAUGAGGAUAUGCUGGGGGGCGGCUGUGCAUCUUACGCGGCGCGCUUUACCGCAUUCUACGAUGCAAUUCAUGCUGCUUAUCCAGACCUUACGAUCAUCGCUAGCACUGACCAGUCCAACUGUCUGCCCAGUAAGCUGCCUGAGGGCAUCUGGGUAGACUAUCACAACUAUAACUCUGCCGACAAUCUUGUGAAGCAGUUCAAUCAAUUUGAUAACCACGAUCGCUCUGUCCCGUACUUCAUCGGCGAGUAUUCCUGCCAGCAGAACAACGACUGGCCCUUCAUGCAGGGCUCCGUUGCUGAGGCCGUGUACAUGAUUGGCAUCGAGAGAAACAGUGAUCUGGUCAAGAUGGCGGCAUAUGCCCCCCUUCUGCAGCUGGUGAACUCUACGCAAUGGAGGCCGAAUCUCAUUGCCUUCACGCAGAGCCCUGACGUGGUCAUCGAGACUACCAGCUACUACGUGCAGCAGAUGUUCUCUGUCAACCGCGGAGAUACUAUCCGGAAGGUGACUUCUGAUUCUGCUUUCGGACCCGUUUACUGGGUUGCAUCAAGUACCGGAAACAAGUAUUACGUCAAGUUGGCCAACUAUGGCACUGACACCCAGCAGAUCACUGUGUCCAUUCCGAGGAAGACGACCGGCAAAUUGACGGUUCUUGCAGACAACGAUCCGAAGGCGUUCAACUCCGACACUCAGACUCUGGUGACCCCUAGUCAGUUGGAUAUAAAGGCGACGAAUGGGAAGUUUACUCUCACACUACCGGCGUGGUCGGUGGGUGUACUUGCUGCCGAUUGA